Messenger RNA from Ipomoea triloba (trilobed morning glory), 312 nucleotides. RefSeq names its product histone H4-like. Gene Ontology annotation, molecular function: structural constituent of chromatin; DNA binding; protein heterodimerization activity. The transcript has a single exon. Gene Ontology annotation, cellular component: nucleosome. Gene Ontology annotation, biological process: nucleosome assembly. The coding region runs from base 1 to 312 and encodes 103 amino acids. NCBI's taxonomy places the organism in Eukaryota, Viridiplantae, Streptophyta, Magnoliopsida, Solanales, Convolvulaceae. The record is from RefSeq and is a predicted model, not a curated record.
AUGUCUGGGCGUGGAAAGGGCGGUAAGGGUUUGGGAAAGGGAGGAGCGAAACGACACCGAAAGGUCCUCCGGGACAACAUCCAAGGCAUCACGAAGCUGGCCACUCGCCGUCUAGCUUGCCGUGGUGGAGUGAAGCGUAUCUCCGGCCUCAUCUAUGAGGAGACUCGUAGCAUCCUCAAGGUCUUCCUUGAGAACAUCAUCCGCGACGCGUUUACUUACACCGAGCACGCUCACCGGAAGACGGUGACCGCAAUGGACGUCGUGUAUGCUCUCAAGAGACAGGGCCGCACCUUGUAUGGAUUUGGCGGUUAG